Molecule: messenger RNA, 175 nt
Organism: Racocetra fulgida
Lineage: Eukaryota; Fungi; Glomeromycota; Glomeromycetes; Diversisporales; Gigasporaceae
Source: the annotation of a GenBank genome assembly
GGCUCAUGUUCCCUGAAUGUGAAUAUGUCUUAUGGUACUAUAAGUGAAACCCAAAACCUCUUUCGGAAUUGGCAUCCUUAUAAUAGCCACAGGCACCAUAUUUCUGAAAAAGCAGCGAAUCUGGCCAGUAAAUUACUUACUUUUUUCUCAGACACGACACUUGCUAAAUCACCAC